AUGGAAUUCUUUAAGCAGAAGAUGGGUCACAGUCGCUGUGACCUUGAGCAGUCGCGGGGGCCUGAAAGCCUGGGGGGCUGCGGGCAGGGGCCCGGUCCCCGCAGGGCAGGUCCGCCGCGCCGCCCCUCCCGCAGCCGGUGCCCGCCCUCCCGCUGCCGGUGCCCGCCCGUCGCCCGCCUCCCGUCACUGCAGCGCUCGCGCCGGCCCAUCGAUCAGGCCGCCUCGGCGCAGACUGCCCAGCUCGGCGAGUCUUGCGGCGGCGGCACUUCGGGGCCGAUUGGGGCAGGGGCGGGGCGGGGCCUCCGCGCCCCGGGGGGACCGACGCCCCCUGACAUCGGGGACCGCGGUCUCUCCCGCCUCCUCCGGGUCUCUGUCCGUCGAGGGGCACGGGCUGGGGUCCGGCUCCCAGGAGGUCGGUGGGGUCGGGCGAGUCCGCGGCCAGGGGGCCGGUGCCCGCGCCGUCCUUCCGGGGAGUGGAGGCGCGUCCCGGAGGGAGCGGACCCCGCGGGUUGGGGCGCGGGGACAGGUUUCCUCCCCGGGCCUCCUUGCGACGAGCUGCAGAGCGAGCGGCGGGCCGACGUGCCCCGCGCCCAGCCCCGCUCUCCUGUCGUCGGGACGCCCCCGACUAGCGUCGCGUCGUCCCCGGCCCCGCGGCUCGCGCGGUUUCCAGCGAAGGUUCUUUCACCACCGGCUCAAGCGUCGGGGACCCGCCGCCCCGCCGUCGUGGGAGGGGCGGGGAGGGUCCACCAACGCUGGGAGCCCGAGACCCCGGAGCAGGGGGACGGAGUGCAGGGACUGCCUGGCAGUGAUGGUCCAGAGGAGCCCGGACAGGACGCGAGGGGGGCCGGGGGUGCCCCUCGCCUCUUCCCGAACCCCGUGACUCAGCACGACCGAGGACGUGCCUCCCGGACACCCCCAGCCCGUGCUGUGUGCGGGUCUCUCCCUCUGCAGCUCCCCUCCUCCCCUGUUGAGGUGGAGGAGCAGCGACUAACAAGCUGCUGCCGUUCUAAAGAGAAGCUCCAGCCCAGCAAGGAGCGGCGGGUGCUGCAGUAUUGCAGUGGCCUGGCUUCUGGAGAGAUGGUGAUGUGUGGGGCUGGAGGAAAACGUUCAUCUGUAUCCCCUGAAGCAAAUCGUUUCCCCGCCCCCCCGCUGGUCCGGGAGGUCCCCCUCCCCUCCUUCCUCCAGCCAAUCCCCGCACCCGUCAGCCUCGUAAAGCUCGUGGGUGACGGGGGUGGGGAGUGUCGCAGGAGGCCACGGGGUGGGCGGGACUUCUCCGCAGAGCCCGCGCGCCGUGGGGCUCCGGGGGCGCCAAGCCGGCCACGCCCGCUCCAAACUUCUGUAGGACUCCGCCGGGUCACAGCCCUGUGCACCCACCCCGAGUCCCCCCGGCACACGCCUCCCCGUCGCCUGUCGCCCUUCCCUCCCCACCCACUGACCGUCCCGACGGGAGACGGGGGCCGGGGCCCCGCGCCGCGGUGUGCGGGGAUCGCCCUCGGAGCGGCCGGCGCGCGCUGCGUGCAGGCGGAUGUGAGGAGCAUCUCAAUCGCGGCGGGGCAGCGGGACCGGUUGUCACUACUGCAGAGAGCGGGCGGGCGGCCGGGCGAGGCGGGGCAGGACAGCCGCAGCGGCCCGCGGCCGGGGAGCGGGGAGCGGGGACCUGGGCGUCGGGACCCCGGCCGCCCCCGCCCUGCGCCCCCUGCACGAGCUCAGGCCGAACCGCGCCUGGAACGUCGCCGGGUAAGAGGGAGCUCGGGGCGGGGGUCCCCCGCGAGGGCAGCCCGGAGUCCCCGGAGAAGCCGCAGCCCGACCACCGGCGGCCACUCGGAAGGCCCGGGGCGCCGGCGGAUGCGGGGUCGCCCCACCCCGGUACUCGGACCGUUCGGUCGGGCAGUCACCACCGGGUACACUCAGGGCGGGACAGAGCCCGCGGCAGGGAACUGGAAUCCGGAAUCCGCUUGCGUCGGAACUACCCGGUUAGUCCCGAAGGACGGAGGUGUCGCGAAUUAUCCCGGGAACCCCGCGCCCUCGGCUGGAUUCUCCUCGCCGGGAACCCGGGGCGCGCUGGAGGAGGCGGCGGGGGCGGCCGCGGUGCCUCCGCGCUAG
Cynocephalus volans (Philippine flying lemur) is the source of this 2103-nucleotide messenger RNA. RefSeq names its product collagen alpha-1(I) chain-like. The coding region runs from base 1 to 2103 and encodes 700 amino acids. NCBI's taxonomy places the organism in Eukaryota, Metazoa, Chordata, Mammalia, Dermoptera, Cynocephalidae. The record is from RefSeq and is a predicted model, not a curated record. The transcript has 6 exons.